Molecule: messenger RNA, 2933 nt
Organism: Podarcis muralis (Common wall lizard)
Lineage: Eukaryota; Metazoa; Chordata; Lepidosauria; Squamata; Lacertidae
Gene: TIMP3
Product: TIMP metallopeptidase inhibitor 3
Biological process (GO): negative regulation of membrane protein ectodomain proteolysis; response to hormone; response to cytokine
Cellular component (GO): extracellular matrix
Molecular function (GO): metalloendopeptidase inhibitor activity; protease binding
Source: RefSeq, a predicted model, not a curated record
GGUCCGGGGGGCGGCACCCCAAGAGCCCGAGAGGGGCGCGAUCAAGGCUAUAACUCCCCGCAGCAGCCGAGAGCGGAGAAGGCAGAGAGAGGCGCUCAGCGGGGUUCGAACUCGUGCAGGAGAGAAUCGAAUUUCUGUUGAGAAGGGGUGGAAGGAAACGCAGCAACAGAAAGUCCCGCAAGAUCCAGCGUGCAGUCUCUUCUUCGCCGCUGCCGCCGCAAAGUAGAAGAGGGAGGCAGGGAGCUGCAGAAAACGCAACAGUUUUGUAGAGACCCUCCACCCUUUCCCCGGUCCGUGCGAGAGAGUAACUGUUCGGUCAGGAGCAUCGGCAGCAUGUCCAGGUGCGUGCUGAGCCUUCUCGUGGUGCUCUGCAGCUGGAGCCUGAGUGACUUGAUGUUGGAAGCUUGUACCUGCGUCCCAAUUCACCCUCAGGAUGCUUUCUGCAACUCUGACAUUGUCAUCAGAGCCAAGGUAGUGGGCAAGAAGCUUAUGAAGGAUGGACCUUUUGGGACCAUGCAAUAUACUGUCAAACAAAUGAAGAUGUACAGGGGUUUUGACAAGAUGCCACAUGUUCAAUAUAUCUACACAGAGGCCUCUGAAAGCCUUUGCGGGGUCAAGCUGGAGGUCAACAAGUACCAGUAUUUGAUUACAGGCCGAGUUUAUGAUGGAAAGGUUUACACAGGACUGUGUAACCUGAAUGAGAAGUGGGAUCGACUGACUCUCUCCCAGCGCAAAGGACUCAACCAUCGUUACCACCUUGGUUGUGGCUGCAAGAUUAAGCCCUGCUACUACCUUCCGUGCUUUGUGACCUCCAAGAAUGAGUGCCUGUGGACAGACAUGCUUUCCAGCUUCGGCCAACCAGGGUACCAGUCAAAGCAUUAUGCCUGCAUCAAGCAGAAGGAGGGCUACUGCAGCUGGUACAGAGGAUGGGCACCUCCUGAUAAAACAACCAUCAAUGCCACAGACCCCUGAACACCCCCUUUUCUUUGUUCCUUCCCUCCCAUGCGGCUGAGCAUUCUUUGGACACUAACUCAUAUCAGAUCAUGAUGACAACCAUGAUAUUAGUGCCUGUUUCUUGCAAAUUUUAGCACUUCGAACUUUGGUGUUUGUUUGUUUUUUAAAUCUAUGCUGUCUUAACUGAUUUUCUUUUGUUUUGUUUUGUUUUAAAUCACUUAAAAACAACAACACAAUCGCUAUCACCCAUUUUUGGUCAGAAGAGAUUUAUCUGGGAACUUCUGUUUGCACACCAGAUAAAUAAGGGAGCUUUGGUUCUCAGUUAUGCAUCACUCUCUAUAUAGCAAUAUAAUCUAUAUUUUUGUAGGAAAACAAAAAUCUCAAAAAUUUCCCAGAUGGGUAUUGUAUCACAAUUCCAGCCCCCUCCCCAAGCUGCUUCUUCACUUACACAUUCAAUCCUCAGACCAUGUAGAUACUCUUUUUUAAAAAAAAAUGCAACCAGUUAGGAUUAACAAUGUGAGCAAAUUUAAGCCACACACCGGAUGGAUGAAAAGAAAGUGAUGAUGUUUGAACUGGAUAGAGCACUGGGGGGAUUCAGCUGUCAUGUGCAUUAAAAGCACUACAUCAAAAUGCCUGUCUCGUUUGAAAUGUGAAUGUAAAAGCUCCAUUGUAGUUCUGGGUUGUGCAAGAGCAUAAAUAACAGCUUUUAAAAAUAAACACCAAUUAAUGGGAGCGAAUCCCUCUUCUAAGUACGGAGCAAACAAGUUCAGAACCAAAUCAACACCAGGCAUUUUGGGGUUUUUAGCCAGGCUUCCAAGAGGUCUUUUCAACAUAAACCCCUAAUACAUGCAAAUGUAUCAAUACAAAAUAAAACAAAUAAAUACACUUAAACAAAGAUACUUGGAAAGAGAGGCAAAGGGAAGUCUGGAGAAAAGAAAAAAAAAGUAAUCUAAUUAAGGCUAUUGGCAUUAAGAAAUUAGAUGCCAAAACAUUGUUUUGUUGAAUGGAAAUGUAUAUAGAUAUGAUGAUAUAAGCUAUUUUUGACAGGACAUGGAAUUGUUUCAUGCUAUAAGCAAUGACAAGUUUGAAUCUUCACAUUCCAAGUCACUGGAUACUAUUUUUUUUUAAAAAAAAACUAAAGAGGUUGACUUUCCGGUGUUUCUGCAGUAGUGACAAUAAUGGGUGUUUAUUCCCCAUGCUAUGUGCUUCCCUCCUCUCCUUUUAGCUGCAAUAAGGGCCAAUGCACACAGCUAUUCGAAGACUGAAAAGUCACUAGGUUUCCUCCUCUUCACCAGUCAUUAACAAAGCAGUCUUGGGAAAGUGCCCUGGUUAAUCAAAGUGAAAAACAAUUCUGUUUCUAGGACUUUUCAUUGUGUGGUGAUUAUACUACACAGGAGCCUUUUCACACUACCACAUUGCCAUAUGAAUACUAUGCGGAGAAACACUCCUUGGUCAUUCUUUUUCCUCCUCUGAAAUGAUCUGCAUCAGUCUGCAUAGUAGCCAGAAAAAUACGCUGGAUGGGUAUAUAACACACCCAUCUGUGCUACCAGAGAAAUACUUAGGAAGUACAGAAUUCCCUAAGGCUCUAGAAAUCACCUUCUAGCAAUGCAAUCCUAUGCAUGUCUUCACAGAAGUAUGUCCCGUUGAGUUCACUGGGACUUACUCCUAGGUAAGUAUGUAUAGGAUUAUAGCCUAAAGGAACAUUGCUGGCUAUGAUUAAGCAGAACUAUGCUUAUGGGCUCAGUAAACCUUCUGGCAAUAGGGGAUGAAGGAGGAGGUUGUCCCACCUUCACUGUGGACUUGGUAAUUUGUUUGUUUUUAUUAUGAAAAGUAUAAUAUAAAAAUAUUGUAAUAAAAGUAUUUUACAUUAUAAUGUUGUCAAGAAGCAGGGUUACUGAUGGGAUGGGCAACUAUAUACUUUGUGGAGGCUGUGGAAUGGGGUGAAAUAUUGACAAUGAACACAAGUUUUCUUUACAGUA